AUGGUGAAUGAUUUACGCAAGGUCAGUGGUUAAUUCACUUCAGUGCAUCCUUGAAAGAUAUUGGCCACUUGCACAUCUCCCAUAAUGCACCUUAUUUGUCCCCCAAAGUUUUGCAUUAAGCAUAUUGUUUUCCAUUUCUCUUGGGACGGCUGUAAUACUCAGGAGAAAUGAAAAACAAAGGUUAUGAAAAAUUUUGGGCGGCAAAUAAGGUGCAUUAUGUGAGAUGUGCAAGUGGCGAAUUGCAGCCUGAGAAAACAGCCCACAUUUCGCUACGCCACCGGUGGUUUCCUCGCGAAAUAACGCCUGAGAAACGAGCGCAGAAAUUCCAUACUGAUGACGCACAGUACCCUUUUCUGUGUACAGCUUCUGAUUGGUUGAAAAUUUGCUUCAUCCAAUCAGAAGCAGUACCUAGAUCUGGGUUGUGACAGGUCAUCAGUAUGGAAUUUCUGCUCUCGUUUCUUAGACGUCACUUGGUGUAGAAACCACCGGUGCCGUCGCGAAAUAUCGGCUGUUUUCUUUGGCUAAAGGUAACACGGUUAUUGGUUCCUGCAUCCUGCAUCUAUUUAUGCAUACAAAGCCAAAAGUUGUACUAAAUUUGUUAACCAAAAACCUUUUGUUCAUCAGUACCUACAAUCGGCGACAAUCCUCAUUCAAAGUUGGGGUGUUUAUUGUUUUCUAUAUUGGUAGCUCGAACAGCGGCACAAAAUUGCAUGGAGGAAAUAGGGGAGGAAAAGCUUGAUUUUCUCCUUUAGAAGUCAGUAAAACGUCAGAAAGCCCCUUUAGGGCGAAGUAUGUCAACCAAUUUUGUCACCGAUUGUAGACUGUUCACAGUCUCCUAUGUUUUCGUAAGAACAUCGAGAUCGCGGGCUCACAAUUACGGGCGGUUAUCGUAGUUUUAAAUCCACUGAUGCGGCGGGCCCCGGGGUUAAUAGCGGUGGGGAAAGGGAGGCUAGAAAAAUAGCCGUCCCCCUCCCCCUAAUUAAAUGUCGUGAUAUAUUACCUUAUCGCGACCUUAAAGGGUGUCUAGCCGGAAGUUUAUGAGAACUAUUGUAAGUGUGUGUGUUUCAUGUAUUUUUUAGUGCCUCAGAUCAGUAUAUGAUUCUGGGAAGCUUCCCACCUACCCCUUCCCCAAUCGAACAUUUUGAACUAAGUGAGGAGUUAUUGUUAAGCCCAUUACAUAGAAGGGGCAAUUUUUUUGAAUUACACCCAUAAGACAAAUUCCUUAUUUCCCUUUAGGGGUAGCCUAAACAUCUGACACCAUAUAUAUGGUUCAGAAUAUAUUUGAGCUGGACUGCGAGGUGUCACAUAAUUUCCUUACUGAGGGAAAUUUGUGCACCCAAGCGGCAAGAAAGGGGAACGUAAAUGUUUUUGUGUAAGCACGUUCUCUUGUAAACGUCUUAGCUGAGAUAAUAAUUCGACACAUUGUAGAAAAAAGGCGCAAUGCAGUUAGUCUGUAUGGAAUAAUAUAUAAUGUAGAAUAACCGCACGUGCUACGUUCCGUUCGGCUAGUUUAAUACUGCACAAAGGCUCUUAAUUCAGUGUAGGAUUCAGAAGCUGCGCGAAGCCAACUCAAAACUCGAACAAGAGAGCAGCAGCACAUGUGCGGCACCUGCUUACAAGCUUGUCUUAGCUACAGCCUUGUCGUGCGCUCGUUCUCUUUAUAGCACGCAGCACAAAACUGACAAAUGCGCGCAUGAAAGGCGUUAGACUAGCAGUUAUUUUCUUUUUUCAUUAAUACAUGUAAGUAUUUCUCUGUUUGGUUUUAGGACUGUUUCAAAGGAAAGACGGUUUGCGCUCCUCAAAUGGUGUUUUAAAAUUGUGGUGGGAGUAGCGCAUUGCCCAAAGGAGACUGGUAUCUUAUGAGCUAUAGCAUAGUAGCAAUGUAUAAACAGAACUGGGACAACUUUGGAGGAUUCUCAAAGGAUUUUUUCAACAAGAAAGCAUGGGGCGGAGAGGACUGGGACAUAAUCGACGGCGCCGUCAAGAGUGGACUAAAAAUAGAGCGAAAACGAUGUCUGUGGAUUUGCCAUUACUAUCACACUAAAGUGGGAAUGUGGAAUCAAGCAACUUGA
Messenger RNA from Porites evermanni, 2072 nucleotides. Lineage: Eukaryota; Metazoa; Cnidaria; Anthozoa; Scleractinia; Poritidae. The record is from the annotation of a GenBank genome assembly.